UCUCUCUCUCUCUCUCUCUCUCUCUCUCUCUCUCGUUCUCUGUGUCCAUCUCUUUUACUUUUUCCCGUCAGUACAGUACAGUGUGUGGUCACUUGCUGUGUUGUUCCCCCUGCUGAGUGUUCCAGUGCAGAAGAGAGGAGAGUACAGCUUCAAACUGAAAGAAGAGAGCCAGCUGCUUACAAAAACCAAAGUCUUUGGAUCUGAGAGUGAUUUCGCUGCUUGAGUAUGGAGUCUGCCCCCCCAUAUCCUGGUGGUCCCCCUGUGGGUUACGGUGCAACGACCCCCCAGCCCGGAUUCCAGCCCGCCCCCUACCCACCUGGUCAGGCCCCUGGUAUGUAUCCUCCUUCCCCUGGCCACUAUCCUGCAGGAGGACCCACGCCAGUUAUAGUGCAGCCAGCAGCCACGGUCACUACGGUGGUGCUGGCUCCUCAGCUGACGAUGGCUCCGGGUUCGAUGGCGUGUCCCCACUGCCAGGAGAACAUCGUCACGCGCGUCAACUUCGACAACGGCCUGAUGACCUGGCUCGUCUGUGGAGGACUCUGCAUAGUGGGGUGCUGGCCCUGCUGUCUGAUCCCCUUCUGUGUUGACUCUCUGAAGGAUGUUCAUCACCACUGCCCCAAGUGCAACCGCCUCAUUCACGUAUACAAGCGAUUAUAAACACACACACACACACGGGCACACACACAGGAACA
Messenger RNA from Engraulis encrasicolus (European anchovy), 692 nucleotides. RefSeq names its product lipopolysaccharide-induced tumor necrosis factor-alpha factor homolog. NCBI's taxonomy places the organism in Eukaryota, Metazoa, Chordata, Actinopteri, Clupeiformes, Engraulidae. Gene Ontology annotation, cellular component: cytoplasmic side of lysosomal membrane; nucleus; cytoplasmic side of late endosome membrane. Bases 226 to 657 code for a protein of 143 amino acids. The record is from RefSeq and is a predicted model, not a curated record. Gene Ontology annotation, molecular function: zinc ion binding. The transcript is spliced from 6 exons.